CAGGGCUCGGGCCUAGUUUGUGAAACGGGUAGGUUUGCGGGCGAGCUGUCAGCGGCCGUCUGCGGAGUCCCGGGCGCCAUGGAGACUGCAGAGCGUCCAGAUCCCAGAGUGGGCGAGUGCGCGCGCCGCGGCCGCCAGCUGCCCGGGGCCCCCGACUGCCCGACGCAGCUCGCAGGCGCAGACUCCCGAUCCGCAGGCUUCUGGAGACCUUGGGUUGAUGCCCGAGGCGAGCAGGAGGAGGCCCCUCACCAAGCAGAAAAAGGGAUGCCCAAUGGUCCCGGAAUGACCGAAGCCUCCGGAAAGCCUUCCGGAUACAGGCACCCAGUCAGACUAUUUUGGCCAAAAUCAAAGUGCUAUGAUUACUUGUAUCAGGAAGCAGAAGCUCUUCUGAAAAAUUUUCCAAUUCAAGCCACAAUUUCGUUUUAUGAAGAUUCUGAUAGUGAAGAUGAAAUUGAGGAACUGAUCUGUGAAAAUUAAUCUGAUUAGUUGUUUUCAAUGACGUUAAAAGCUUGUAGGAUUUGAAUUUAGUGU
Messenger RNA from Phyllostomus hastatus (greater spear-nosed bat), 531 nucleotides. It is a transcript of the gene RIPPLY2, whose product is annotated as ripply transcriptional repressor 2. Gene Ontology annotation, cellular component: nucleus. Lineage: Eukaryota; Metazoa; Chordata; Mammalia; Chiroptera; Phyllostomidae. Bases 79 to 477 code for a protein of 132 amino acids. Gene Ontology annotation, biological process: embryonic pattern specification; negative regulation of transcription by RNA polymerase II. The transcript is spliced from 4 exons. The record is from RefSeq and is a predicted model, not a curated record.